This is a messenger RNA of Panicum virgatum (switchgrass), 5003 nucleotides long. RefSeq names its product ABC transporter C family member 10-like. The coding region runs from base 275 to 4750 and encodes 1491 amino acids. Gene Ontology annotation, molecular function: ATP hydrolysis activity; ABC-type transporter activity; ATP binding. Gene Ontology annotation, cellular component: plant-type vacuole; vacuolar membrane. Gene Ontology annotation, biological process: transmembrane transport. NCBI's taxonomy places the organism in Eukaryota, Viridiplantae, Streptophyta, Magnoliopsida, Poales, Poaceae. The transcript has 12 exons. The record is from RefSeq and is a predicted model, not a curated record.
CCAGCCACUCCCUGACGAAACGAUUAGGUAGUAUAGUAUCCACAUGCUCCAGUGCGAUGGAGUGCUGUUGCAGGUGCUCCUUGAUGAGGAGGGCCACUUGAAGUGACCGAAGGAAUUCAUAUUGCCGAAUUGAUCAGCAACAAAGAAAUAUUGCAGCUGUGGGUCAGUUUCUUUGGGCGUUGCUGGCUAGAAGAGGAUUGGUUGGAUAGAUGCUUAGUUACCUCACAAGUGAGCUCUGUAGCUUCUCGCCUCUCUCAUCUUCUUACAUGUUUCCAUGCUCGUCGCCACACCACCCACCAUCCGUAGUAGUAUGUCAGGAGUCAAGACCUUGGACGAUGAACUUGUGCAGGAGCUCAAUUCGCUACGAGCAAGCUGUAGUUGCGCGAAUCCUUUGCUACUGAUUGGCAUCGCUGCACUCCUUGUCAUCAUACCUUGCCUGCAGCUGCUUCUCAGUUUCCGAAAGAGCAGAGCAUCUGCGCGGCAACUUGUCGCACUCAGAUUCAAUUCACCACUGCAGUUUGCUGGUGUGGUUUUCAAUGGCUGCUUGGGCUUGGUUUAUCUUGGCCUAGGACUGUGGAUGGUGGCCGUGGAUAACAUCCACCAGGAUGCUUCUGUUUACCAGCCACAUUGGUGGCUGGUGGCAUUGCUUCAAGGAUUCAGUCUGAUCCUUACCGGCUUUACUUUCAGCGUCAGGCCAUGCUUCCUCGGAGUUGCAUUUGUUCGAUUCUGGUCGGUUUUCCUGAUCGUAUGUGCUGCAUUCAUUUUUUACUCUUCAAUUGUUCACAUCGACGUCGCAGAUAAGGCAAUCACCAUGAAGGCUUGUUUUGACGUUCUGUUCCUAUUAGGCACGCUUCUCUUUAUUGUCUAUGGAAUUGGGCACAUCAAGGAAGAUGGUUAUGGAGGAACUGACAAUGAUUUACGUGAGCCACUGAACAUCGAGAUCAGUAGCGACACAGAUCAUUCUGAUAGUCAGAUGAGCCCUUUUGCGAAAGCCGGGUUUUUCAGUACAAUGUCAUUUCUGUGGUUAAACCCUUUGAUGAAGAUGGGUUAUGAGAAGCCCCUUGAGGAGAAAGAUUUGCCACUUUUAGAUCCCACAGAUCGGUCACACAACCAGUACUUGAUGCUCUUGGAGAAGCUGAACAACAAGGAGUUGCAGAGAAACGGCACGCCAUCGAUCUUUUGGACUAUCAUUUCCUGUCACAAAAGUGGGAUCAUGGUCUCAGGUUUAUUUGCAUUAGUCAAGGUGCUCGUACUAUCUUCAGGGCCACUUCUUCUCAAGGCUUACGUCAAUGUUUCCUUGGAAAAAGGGACCUUUACAUAUGAAGCCUAUGUCUUGGCUGCAGCGCUGCUCUUUUGCAAAUGUUGCGAAUCUUUGUCGCAGAGGCAGUGGUAUUUCCGAACUCGUAGGUUGGGACUCCAGGUAAGGUCAUUCCUGUCAGCUGCUAUCUAUAAGAAACACCAGAAGUUAUCCAACACAGGAAAAAUGAAGCACUCUUCUGCUGAGAUCAUUAGCUAUGUCACUGUAGAUGCCUAUAGGAUAGGGGAAUUCCCAUACCGGUUCCAUCAAACAUGGACAGCAAGUCUUCAACUUUGCAUCGCUCUGUCGAUUCUGUAUAAUGCAGUUGGUCUUGCCAUGAUUGCAUCGCUAGUUGUCAUCAUAAUCACUGUACUUUGCAAUACUCCAGUGGCCAAACUACAACACAAAUUUCAGAGUGAACUCAGCAAAGCGCAAGACGUGAGACUGAAGGCCAUGUUCGAAUCCUUAACUCAUAUGAAAGUAUUGAAACUUUAUGCAUGGGAGAAGCAUUUCAAGAUGGUCAUCAAAGGGUUAAGGGAGAUCGAAUAUAAGUGGCUGUCCACAUACCAGCUUAGUAGAGCAUACAGCAGAGUGCUGUUCUGGGCAUCACCGGUUUUUGUUUCGGCUGCAACCUUCUUCACAUGCUACCUUCUGAAAAUUCCUCUCGAUGCUACCAAUGUCUUCACCUUUGUGGCAACUCUGAGCCUUGUGCAAGAUCCAAUUAGGCAGAUACCAGAUGUUAUUGGAGUUGUAAUACAAGCUAAAGUUGCUUUCAGUAGAAUUGCAAGGUUUCUUGAUGCACCUGAACUGAGGGGACAAGUAAGACACAAACAUUGUAUAGGCGAGUUUCCGAUAGUGAUAAACUCUGGCAGUUUUUCAUGGGAUGAGAACCCCUUCAAAUCAACUCUGAAAAAUAUAAAUUUGGUGGUAAAAAUUGGAGCGAAGGUUGCAAUUUGUGGCGAGGUAGGAUCGGGAAAGUCAACACUUUUGGCUGCAGUACUAGGAGAAAUCCUCAAAAUAGAAGGCAUGAUCCAAGUUUGUGGGAAAAUUGCAUAUGUUUCUCAGGAUGCAUGGAUCCAAACGGGAACUGUGCGAGACAAUAUUCUCUUUGUAUCUCCAAUGGAUAAGAGAAGAUACCAGGAAACGCUUUCAAGGUGCUGCUUAGUCAAGGACCUUGAAAUGUUGCCGUUUGGAGAUCAUACUCAAAUUGGGGAGAGAGGGGUGACUCUUAGUGGUGGUCAGAAGCAGCGUAUUCAGCUUGCUCGCGCGUUAUACCAAAAUGCAGACAUCUAUCUGCUUGACGACCCUUUCAGUGCUGUUGAUGCCCAUACAGCAACAAGUCUCUUCAAUGAAUAUGUUAUGGGAGCUCUAUCAGACAAGACUGUUCUUUUGGUGACCCACCAAGUGGAUUUUCUACCCGGAUUUGAUUCCAUUCUGUUAAUGUCAAAUGGAGAGAUUAUUCGAUCCGCACCUUAUCAAGAUCUAAUGGUGUCUUGUCAAGAAUUUCAGAACCUUGUAAAGGCUCAUAAAAAUACUAUUCGCAUUUCAGAUCUUAACAAAGUGUUAUCCCACAAAGCAAAGGGAAUGUCGACCAAGAAGAAAAAUGAUAAUCAUGGAAACAUAUAUUUAGAGUCUGUGAAGCCAUCACCAGCAAAUCAGUUGAUUAAAACGGAGGAAAGGGAAAUUGGGGAUACAGGCCUCAAGCCUUAUAUACUCUACCUGCGCCAGAACAAAGGCUUCUUGAAUGCCUCUCUUUGCGCUAUUUCCUACAUAGUUCUCCUAGCUGGGCAAAUAUCACAGAAUUCAUGGAUGGCAGCAAAUGUCCAGAAUCCUAGUGUUAAUACACUGAAGUUGAUUUUGGUAUACAUUGUUAUUGGAGGUUGUAUGAUGUUCUUCCUACUAUCUAGAUGUUUAUUUAUUGUUGUUCUUGGGGUCCAGACAUCAAGAUCCUUGUUUUCCCAAUUACUUGAUUCGUUGUUCCAUGCACCUGUGUCAUUCUAUGAUUCUACCCCUCUUGGAAGGGUACUUAGCCGGGUUUCUUCAGAUUUAAGUAUUAUUGACCUUGAUGUUCCAUUCACCUUCAUGUUUAGCGUUAGUGCCAGCUUAAAUGCAUAUAGCAAUCUGGGGGUCUUGGUAUUUGUUACAUGGCAAAUUCUAUUUAUCGCAGUGCCAAUGAUAGUUCUGGCAACCAGAUUGCAGAGGUACUAUUUAGCCUCAGCUAAGGAAUUGAUGCGGAUCAAUGGCACUACCAAGUCCACUCUAGCUAAUCACUUAGGUGAAGCGAUUUCAGGGGCUACAACUAUCCGGGCCUUCAAUCAAGAACAUCAUUUCUUUGCUAAAUAUUUGGAGCUUGUUGACAAGAAUGCCGGCGCAUACUUUUAUAAUUUUGCAGCAGUUGAAUGGCUGAUUCUACGGCUGGAAACAAUGAGUGCUGUUACUGUUUCCUUUUGUGCCUUUGCCAUGGCUCUUCUUCCUCCUGGAACACUUAGCCCCGGUUUUGUAGGAAUGGCAUUGUCAUGUGCUCUGUCCCUAAAUGUGUCCUUUGUUUUCUCAAUACAAAACCAAUGCAGCCUUGCAAAUCAAAUUGUCGCCGUGGAAAGGGUGAAGCAGUUCAUGGAGAUACAAAGUGAAGCAGCAGAAGUUGUUGAAGAACAUCGACCAGCACAAGACUGGCCCCAAGUUGGCAGGGUGGAGCUUAGAGAUUUAAAGAUUAGGUAUAGGAAGGAUGCUCCCCUUGUGCUACAUGGAAUCACUUGCACCUUUGAAGGUGGAGAUAAAAUUGGUAUUGUUGGCCGGACUGGAAGUGGCAAGACAACUUUAAUCGGUGCAUUGUUUCGUCUAGUUGAGCCAGCUGAAGGGAAAAUAUUGAUAGACUCCAUAGACAUCACCACAAUAGGCUUAUACGACCUGCGUUCACGUUUAGGUAUCAUUCCACAAGAUCCGACACUUUUUCAGGGCACCAUAAGAUACAAUCUUGACCCUAUGGGGAAAUUCUCGGAUGAAGAAAUUUGGGAGGUUCUUCACAAAUGUCAACUUCUUGCCUCGGUCCAGGAGAAGGUAAAGGGACUAGAUUCACUGGUUGUCGAAGAUGGGUGGAAUUGGAGCAUGGGAGAGAGGCAGCUUAUCUGUCUUGGACGAAUACUUUUGAGAAGAUGUCGUAUCUUAGUUCUCGAUGAGGCCACAGCCUCUAUAGACAAUGCAACUGAUGCUAUCCUUCAGAAAAUCAUCCGAACAGAAUUCAAAGACUACACUGUAAUCACUGUCGCGCACCGUAUACCAACAGUUAUGGACUGCUCUGUGGUACUUGCAAUGAGUGAUGGUAAAGUAGUCGAGUAUGAUAAACCUAUAAAGCUCAUGGAAGCUGAAGGAUCUCUCUUCCGCAAUCUCUUAAAAGAGUACUGGCGCGCGCCGGAGAGGUUGAGCCAGGAGACGUCGAGACUGGCGGCUGCGUAGUGGAGGAUGACCGGAGGUUAAGUAGAAGUUGACUUGUGGGACCACAUGUAAGUGAGUGGAGGAAUAGAAGAAGCAUGGGUGUUGUGUUUUGGUCGCUAUGGAAGAUGCAUACGCGUCGCUUUGGAAGAUGCAUACGCGUGCAGUAGUCUGACAGUGAGCCUAGACACUUAGACGGACAUAAAAAAUGGUAAUGAGUAGAUGAAUAAUUACAUAUACUAUAAAAGUUAAAUAAUUGAAAUCAUUUUCUCACCAA